AACAAAUGGCGUAAACAAUAAAAGUGCCGUCGUGUUCCGUGUUGUAGAUUUUUUCGAAAAACUAUCAAUUUUUCAGUGAUUUCGUAACUAUCAGUAGCGUGUUUGAGGAACUGUCUAUGUUUUGUUGUGGUUUGUGUUGUGGUUGUGUUGAAAUUCAAUCAUUAUCAGUCAUAGAUACGGAAGUCUACGGAACUAAUUCGGAAGGUUCAUUCAACCAAGCGCUGUGUGAUGAAAAUGUCGACGUGUGGGAGGAGGGUGAAGUGCGCUGGGUGUUUUCCAUCGGAUAGAUGAAAUGCUGCUACCUCGUGCCGGAUAGAUUACGUUUUGGAAUGUAAAUAAAUUGUGUUAUACAAACAAUUUUUUCCAUUAUUAAGUAACCUAGCCGAAAAAAAUAAUAACUGAAACCCCCGUAUAACUCAAUGUAAAUUAGUGUUGAUAAUUCGCUAAUUAGAAGUGUCUCCGUUACCUCGGAACAUGUACAAGUGUUGGUGAAAGGAAGCAAGAGGGAUGUGAAUGAAAGUGUAUUGCUAUUUAAAAUAUUGGAUACUUUUGUAACGGAUCGUGCGAACACAUCAUUCCUGGCGCCACUAGAACCCUCCUACUCGACGAUAUUACGACGACCCGAGUGCGUGAAACCUUCCCGCAUUGGGUUUUAUUUUCGCAGUAAUUAUACAGGACAUGAGAACUUGCGUGACAAGUGGUAAUUUAUAUCGUGCGAAGUGUGCAUUUUCGCAACAAUCACCCAACACUGCCUAACACGUGCCAUCGAUGUUUGUGAAUCAUAUUAUGUGCGCCAGUUAAUUAAUUGGCUACCAGAGAGCGCUAGCCAGUGGUGCUAAAAUUUAAUGUUGUCGAUAUUAACACACCGAUUAGUUUAACAAAUUUUGUGCUUAUAAACCGGGAUGAGGCUCCAGCGGCGUAGGACUCGGUGACAGUGAUUAUAUGUUGACACUAGUUUGGGACAUGAAUCGUGAUGCGUGAGCUGAGUAGAAGCGGAAGCGAUGUGGUCCGGCUUUGAUAGAGGUAGUGUUGCAAAGGUCGAUGUAGCAAGCCACAGCCAGCAGGAGACUUUGGCCGAUAUCGAGCAUAUCUCGACGAUUGCCGGUUCGCUCGGUAGCAUUGGAACGUUAUCGCAGUGUGCCGAUGGGGAACCUGUUUACGAGACGGACCACACCGAUUUGAAUUCCGAGUACGAUGAGGCGGAAAUCCGCAGGGAGCUUAUGAAAGACAAAUGGCGACAACUGUUCGAUGCGUUCGAUCCGGAAGGAUUCGGUGAAAUACCGGUGGACGAUUUCAUUGAAGCGCUAAAAUCGCCGGAUUUUCUCGCCAAUGUUCCACCCAACAAGCGCGAUAUUCUCUACGAUCGUGCCCUGAAGGCGAAAUCCUCGAAGGCGGAAUCCAUUUCGUUCCAGGACUUUGUGAAUGUGAUGAGCGGCAAACGGUCGCGUAGCUUCAAGUGUGCAGUACAUCAUCGCGAUCGUGAAGUUUGUUCGGAGAACGAUUUUCAUCUGAUAUUUGAAGAUCCACCAUUAUUCAAGAGGAUGGUGCACGUAAUUGCAAUGGAAGUGCUCCCCGAAGAGCGGGAUCGAAAAUAUUAUGCAGACAAUUAUUCAUGCUGUCCGCCUCCAUUAUUUGUGAUAUUAGUUACAUUAGUUGAGUUGGGUUUCUUUACGUAUCACACACUUACCUCGGGCCAAGCGGAUCCGGCCGGACCGGUUCCGAUCGAUUCCAUGUUUAUCUACCGCCCGGACAAACGACAUGAAGUCUGGCGGUUUCUGUUCUACAUGGUUCUCCACGCCGGAUGGUUUCAUCUUGGCUUCAACCUAGUCGUUCAACUCUUAGUUGGGUUACCAUUGGAGAUGGUACAUGGAUCAACUAGGAUCGGUUGUGUUUAUCUUGCGGGCGUGCUUGCCGGCUCGUUGGGUACAAGUGUAUUCGAUCCCGAAGUCUAUCUAGUCGGUGCUAGUGGCGGUGUGUAUGCCUUGUUAGCAGCCCAUCUAGCGAAUGUGAUGCUCAAUUUCCGCAGCAUGCAGUACGGCAUCUUCCGAUUGCUGGCGAUCUUUCUGUUUGCAUCUUGUGACGUGGGUUUCGCGAUCUACUCUCGCUACGCGGUGGAGCCCGACAGCGGGGCUCCGUCGGUAUCGUACGUGGCCCACCUGACGGGAGCACUGGCCGGUCUCACCAUCGGGCUGCUGGUGCUGAAAAACUUCGAGCAGAAACUGCACGAACAGCUGCUCUGGUGGGUGGCGCUCGGUGUGUAUGCGGCGUGUACCAUUUUCGCCGUGGUCUUCAACCUCCUGAACACCGUUACCGUGCAGAGGCUCGAGGAGGAAGGCGAACAGGUACUGAAGCAGCGGCUGUUCAAUAAUUUUGGAUUUUAAAAAAAGGUUCCCUCCCAAACUCGGCUUUUGAUUUGUGCGAAAGCGGGUUCCACCACAAACAAACGAAAAAACUCGGAUGCUCCCGAAAGCGUCGUUCUGAACGCGCGUCCAACACCACCAGCGGAAGAGUCUAAAAUUCAAAUUGCUGCGCGAGGAAAGUCGAUUGCGGUUUAGAGAAUAGGGUAGUGUAGCGUCAUCGAGGCUGUGCCCACGGAAUUGAAUAUUUGAUGGCCUCGGAAAAAAGUUGUGAUUUGUGUAUAGAGAGAGAGAGACCUCCCCCCCCCUUUAAUUGUUUAAGAAAGUAUGUAUGAAUGUGCGUCGGAUGGCGAUACUAGCUCAGUGACCUCGACAGUCUGGCCGCGCGGCCGAUCAGACUUGUGUGAUGUUUUACAUGGAUCGAAAACGGAUCGUCCUAUCGAACAACGUAAAAAAAGACAAACAAACAUACGUAACACGUCAGCAAACAGCGGGCGCGUGAUGCGCGUUUCGUUCCGAUCCAAGAUACCAAAGACUGUAAAUGACGUUUAAGCAAAUCACCUGAAAAAAGCACGAUGAUGAUCAUAGGUAGCGAAUAACGGAAACUUGUAAAUAUGUCAGUCUCUUUUAUAGGAAUUUUUCGAACCGGGUCGUAUUUCGAAUCGACACCCCAACCCCUCCAUUUUUUUGCAAAUUUACCUGUGAAAUUGUCAGCAAAAAGGAACAAAAAGUGAAACAAAAGUACGUUCCUUCCACUCGGAGAAAUGUGUAAAUAAGUGUCAGAAGUUUUUUUAUAGCAAUUUAUCGAUUUGAGAAUCGCGCUCGUUUGGAAUCGUCAAAAGUGAAAACGAAAGAGCAACUGUAUAUACACUGGAUAACUUCAAAAUGCACGCCGGUAACCGAAAAUUCUACCGAUCCAAGAACCUUGGAAACUAGAAAUGAAAAUAGUUAGACUCUCUGAACUAAAUAAUAAAUUAUAUACUAAAACAAAAAUCCUAUUAAUACUGCAUCACUACUGCUAAAAAAGAUGAAAUCAAUAAUUCUAGUCAAAUUUCUAUGAAACUAUUAUCAUUAUAAUUAUUAUUCAUCAACCUGGGACAAAAGAUCCGACCUUUGGGCGAGAAAAUAGAACGAAUAGUAUUGCAAGAGAAAAAAAAACGAAAGAACACACACAACUUAUUCAAGUCAUUAAUCACAAAGAAUUAAGUGUUUAUUUUUUUUUAUUAUUUUCUGUUUUCGCUCUAACGAUUGAGUGACGACGCGGCGCAGCGCAUGCGCGCCAUCUUACAGUGAAAUUCGUCCCCUCAGAAGUUGAGCAAGCGCGGGGGGCACUUGAUGCCCCCACUAGCGCCGCAUUUUCCGUUGCAAAUUACCUGUUAUAAGUCGAUUCUGUUAGCACAAUCCUAAUUGUUUUUGUGACUUUUUAUUAUUAUUUUUGUUUUAUUAGGAAAAGCCAAAGAAGAUUUAUUUAUUUUAUAUCGUAAAUUAUUUGAAGAGCAGCAGCAGCAAAUCGCCCAGCAAAAGUGUUUCGAAUUUUUCUGUCCACGAGAAAUGUCUGCGUUUGGUUAGAGAAAAAAAUUUACGUGAAAUCGACUCAGAAACUCAGAAAAUCGCGCAUGCCUUACCAAAUAGGAAUAAACCAAAAAGGUAACUGACAUUACCCACACUCACACUUACAUACACACGCAUACUCAUAUACAAUCGAAGCGAACGAGAACACCACUUUUUAAGAAGUACAAACAAACAAACAAAAAAACGGUUCAGAAAAAUUGUACUUUCUUAGACUUUUUAAGAAAACACUGCCAGUAUAGAGAGUUGAAACAAACCAUUUUAAAAGCAACUUACAAAACUAACUGUUGGCGUCGAAAAAAGUAACAAUAAAAAUAACGCAUUCAUUCUCUCAAGUGACCGGAAGUUUAUGCAAACCAAUGGGAAGAAAAAAAACACGUAUUAUUAUCUUACACGACAAGAAUUCCAAAAAAAACAACAACACACGGAAAUUUAAUAGAAUGUAUUUAUAAUAAAUUAUUGUACGCGCGAAAAAAGAAGGCAUACCAGAAGAAAAAAUGGAUAAA
Molecule: messenger RNA, 4432 nt
Organism: Toxorhynchites rutilus septentrionalis
Lineage: Eukaryota; Metazoa; Arthropoda; Insecta; Diptera; Culicidae
Gene: stet
Product: protein rhomboid
Exons: 9
Coding region: 1002-2381 (459 amino acids)
Cellular component (GO): membrane
Molecular function (GO): serine-type endopeptidase activity; calcium ion binding
Source: RefSeq, a predicted model, not a curated record